Lachancea dasiensis is the source of this 1713-nucleotide messenger RNA. The record is from the annotation of a GenBank genome assembly. NCBI's taxonomy places the organism in Eukaryota, Fungi, Ascomycota, Saccharomycetes, Saccharomycetales, Saccharomycetaceae.
AUGACAAUUGAGACGCCUUACAAAAUUUUAGAGAAGCCUUCUACGGCACCCCGGAAAAUCAAAGUCCUUGUGAUUGGCGCAGGGGCUAGCGGCUUGAACUUUGCACACGAGUUGUACAACAACGUCCCAGACGCUGAGCUCGCAAUUUAUGAAAAGAACCCUUCUAUUGGUGGCACAUGGUAUGAGAAUCGGUAUCCCGGAUGCGCCUGUGAUAUUCCGUCAAUCAAUUAUCAAUACACCUGGGCUCCGAGUACCGACUGGAGCUCCUACUAUUCUACUGGGCCGGAAAUUCUGCAGUACUUUAAGAGCGUCACCAAGCAACAUAAAUUGGAUAGGGAUGUUCACUUGAACCAUAAAAUCAUAUUCGCAAAGUGGAAUGAAGCUGAAAAGAUGUGGUAUGUCAGGGCAGAGGUCAAUGGAGAUCCUAAAAAUAUUGUUGAAGACUGCGGUGAGAUCCUUAUUAAUGCAACUGGUAUUUUGAAUAAGUGGAAAUGGCCUAACAUUAAAGGUUUGGAUAAUUUCAAGGGACCACGGUUGCAUAGUGCCAACUGGGACACCUCCUUGUCUUUGAAAGGGAAGUCGGUGGGUGUAAUUGGUUCAGGAUCUUCGGCAGUUCAAAUAGUUCCUAACAUUCUUGAUGAUGUUGAAAGUAUAACCCAAUUUGUUAGAAGCAGGUUUUGGAUAACUGCUGGUUUUGCUCAAAAGUUUGCUGGUAAAAAUGGCGCCAACUUUGAGUACAGCGAAGAACAGAGAGAAUUAUUGAAAAGUAACCCGGAGAAGUAUCUCAGAUACCGUAAAAACAUUGAAUCCGAUCUGAAUGCUAGGUUCCGCUCUGUGAUAAAGGGGAGUCCUGAACAGCUUGCGGCCACUGAUUUUGCCAAAAAUGAAAUGGCCCAGAAGUUGGCAAAGAAACCGGAAGUAGCCGAAAAGGUUAUACCUGAAGAUUUUGGGGUUGGUUGCCGCCGGCCCACGCCUGGUAAUGGAUUCUUGGAAGCAUUGUGUGAUCCGAAGACUACUCUAGUCUACAAUAAUAUAGAGGAAGUCACUGAAAAUGGUCUGAGGACCGUUGACGGCAUCGAGCACAAGUUUGAUGUGCUAAUAUGCGCUACAGGGUUUGACGUUUCCUGGAUCCCUCACUUUCCACUGAUUGGACGCAACGGACAAGACUUGAGGGAAGUGUGGAAGCAGAAGCCAGAGACUUACCUAUCGAUUGCUGUUCCAGACUUUCCUAACUAUCUUAUCUUCAUGGGUCCGCAUGCACCCUAUGCUCACGGAUCUGUGCUUCCAAUGGUGGAGGCUAUUGCUAAAUAUUUUGUUAAAGUUGUUAAGAAACUCAGCUGUGAGUCUGUUACUUCCUUCGAACCAAAACAGGAUGCAGUCAAUGACUUCAUUAUCCAUAGAAGAAAGUUUUUGGACCGCACUGUUUGGAAUGAUCCUUGUAGGUCAUGGUUCAAACAAGGGACCUAUGAUGGUGAAUUGAUGAUGUGGCCGGGAUCUCGUAUUCAUUUCUUUGAGACCAUGGGUACACCUAGAUGGGAAGAUUAUAACUUGACUUUUAGUCAAGGUAAUAGAUUUGAAUACUUUGGUAAUGGCUUCCAUUUACGGGAAACUGAUGGCCGAGAUUUGAGCUGGUAUUUAGGGACUUUGAACGAUUCCGACAUUCAGCCACAAUACACAGACGAUGAUAUCAAGGAGUUUUUGAUGACUGGUUAA